UGACCUUUAGGAAGAAAAAAAAAUCCGGGAAAUCAAAAAUGUCAACACCAAAAUUAAAUCUAGUCGUUGCUGCAUGCAACAACAAUGGCAUCGGCAUCAAUGGAAAGCUACCAUGGAACUUAAGGAAAGACAUGGAUUUCUUCAAGGCGAUCACAAUGAAAACAUCCAGUCCUGACAAGCAGAAUGCAGUUAUAAUGGGUCGACGAACAUGGCAGUCCAUUCCAGAGAAGUUUCGCCCACUCAGAAAUCGUAUCAAUAUCAUCUUGAGUAGGGAGAUGAAAGAUGUGCCAGAGGGUGUUUUCUUGGCAAGGAGCCUCCCAGAGGCCAUAUCUCUCAUCACUGGAACAGAACUGGUGGACAGAGUGGAAGAUGUUCAUGUGAUAGGGGGCAGCUCUGUAUACAAGGAGUCAAUGACGGGCCCAUAUCCUUGCCGGCUGUAUCUGACGAGAGUGUUGGCAGACUUUGACUGUGAUACCUUCCUACCUGAGAUUGACAGUUCAGCGUUCUCUAAAAUACCCAAUCCAGAGAAUGUAUCAACAGAUCUACAAGGGGAAAAUGGAAUCAAGUUCAGAUUUGAAGUGUAUGAGAAAGUAUGAUAUGAUGAACAUUUGUGUCGGACAUGUUUUGAAGUCACAGCGAUGAGAGGGAAAACAUUAAUGUUUGCAAAAGUAUGACAUAAUGGGCCCAUUCUUCAGAACUUUGUUAAAGUUAACACUUUUAUCAACGGCAUUGUGAACUUUUUAACAUGAAAUAUUUAAUGAUAUGCCCAUGUAUUUAAAUGAAAACAAGACCAGCUGACACAGUUGUCUCAUAUCUUGUUAAACAUACCGCAGGUCAUCAAUGAAUCAAUAAAUCUUUCAGAGCUGCAAAGAUUUGAAAAUUAACAAUGAUGAUGUCAACAUUGUUGUUAACUUAAACAAAAGUUCUGAACAAUUGGCCUGUUAUCUUGUUAUGCAAGACAAGCUUGGACAGAUACAAAUAUAAAUCCAAGGAGGUAUUAAUCUCUAAUCGAUACAGUUGUUAUGAUAUUCUAGUAAUUAGCUACUGAGUAGUUAAAUUACUUUGUACAUAUUCUAAUGUUUGUGUGUCUACGUGAAGUACCAUUAAGACAUACAAGAGUGGUCCCAAAUUAGUGUGUAUUUGUUAAUCAUAUUCAUGAUGUUUGUCAAAUAAGCAUUUAUUGUUACAGCUGUUUUCAUAUUCCUUUUCAAUCUUCUGAUUUUUGUGUGGCUUGUGUUGCAUGGCAAACACAGGGAUCAUCUUGUCAGUCAUCAAUACCUCCAUCCCCGGCAUAAGACUUUAAUAUAUGCUCUCUAACUUACGUACUUUAUAGACGUUUCUUCUCCAAUCUUCACAAAACUUGGCAGCAAUGCUUUUUGGCAUAAGAUCUCCACGGAGUUUUACUACCAGCAAGAUUGCCAUUGCAAAAGUAUUGUGCUGUUAUAACUUGAAGUAUAUAUCCUUUUUUUCUUAAUUUAUAAUUCCUCAUAAUAUAAUAUUUUUCUAAUACAUUGUAUUUAUGAAAUACAAAAAUGAUUUUGUUUUGAAAGUACAUGUAAUUCAAAUAGUGCCAAUAUUUGAUAUACAUAUGUACAUGUAUGAUGUGGAUUGAAAUGAAGAUCAUAAUGAGCAAAUAAAACAAUAACCACUUUAA
Molecule: messenger RNA, 1654 nt
Organism: Mya arenaria
Lineage: Eukaryota; Metazoa; Mollusca; Bivalvia; Myida; Myidae
Product: dihydrofolate reductase-like
Exons: 6
Coding region: 39-596 (185 amino acids)
Biological process (GO): dihydrofolate metabolic process; glycine biosynthetic process; tetrahydrofolate biosynthetic process
Cellular component (GO): mitochondrion
Molecular function (GO): dihydrofolate reductase activity; NADP binding
Source: RefSeq, a predicted model, not a curated record